Cyprinus carpio (common carp) is the source of this 10149-nucleotide messenger RNA. Its product is annotated as melanoma inhibitory activity protein 2-like. The transcript is spliced from 29 exons. Gene Ontology annotation, molecular function: protein binding. NCBI's taxonomy places the organism in Eukaryota, Metazoa, Chordata, Actinopteri, Cypriniformes, Cyprinidae. The record is from RefSeq and is a predicted model, not a curated record. Gene Ontology annotation, cellular component: endoplasmic reticulum membrane; endoplasmic reticulum exit site. Gene Ontology annotation, biological process: protein secretion; vesicle cargo loading; endoplasmic reticulum to Golgi vesicle-mediated transport.
ACUGUGAUCUCCUUGUAUUGGCUCAUUCUGUGACAAGACCAAGGGAAUGACAUUUCGCCGGGACUUUGCCUGUCUUUCCCUCUGACUACUGGAUUUGGAAAUGCACAUAAAGGAACUGAUCUAAUGAGAUGAAGGGAAUUGCUGGAUAAAUCCAAACAUGGCAGCUGUAUAUGCAUUCAUUUUGCUUCAUAUUGUCUUUGGUUUUUUACACCAGGGUUUGGGUUUGAUUUCAGACUACAAACUAUGUGGAGACCCCGAAUGUGAAAGCAUGAUAAGUCUGGUGCAGGCACAGAGAGACCAUAGUGCAACAAAAGACUGCCGCUUUCUAAACUUCAAAAAAGGGGAUAUCAUCACUGUUUACUACAAACUUACUGGAAAAAGAAAUGAUCUCUGGGCAGGAAGUAUAGAAAAGCUGUCUGGAUUGUUUCCAAAAGAUGCCAUCAAGGUUGAUCAACUGUUUAUUGAUGAAAAAAAGGAAAUCCAGGUGCCGACCCAGGAAUAUGACUUUAUCUGCUUUGAUGAUAAUGGUGUAGUGAUUGAGCGCAGCACUGAAUUUGAUGAUCUGGAAGAUUUGUCACAAGAAACCGAUCUCAAUGAAGUCCAAGAUAAACCUACUGAAACAGAAGAGAGUGAACCCAGACAGAUUUCUGUUAAAGAUGUUUCUGAUCAAAACAGCCCCAAGACGACAGAAAAAGGUGGGUCUUCCUGGAUAGGCUCUGCUGUUAGUGGAUGGUUUGGCAGGAAUGAACAAAUCAAUGAUGAACCACAGGAUGAGAUCGGUGAAGUAUCCUUCAAAAGCAGAAAAAUUGUGAUGAAUAUUGAGGAGAACCAUGUGAAGGAGAAGACGAAUUCUGGAACGUUUGGGUGGAUCAGGGGUGAACUCAACAAUGAUUUUGGGUUUGGAAACAAGGAUCUAAAAACUGAUACUCAGGACAAUAUUGAGAGCCCAACAAAUGAUGAAGAUACCUCAUCUCAGCAGGCUAGCUCCUGGAAAAGUAUGGGUAGAGAUGUAUUGGACUUAAGUGAAGACAAUCCUGAAGCUGCGACUAAACAUGAAGCUGAGAAAUCUAAUGAAAACUCAAACAUCAAGGAUGAGAGUAUUCUUAACCCGAGUCAGAACAUGGGUAUUGUUGACAACAUACAGAGAGAUGAAAACAACCCAGAUGACAGUGUGGAAAAUAAGGACGGUCCUUUGGAGGACAGGAACACAGAAAAUGAAAAAGAAGAAGAGCAGGCGGGGUGGUACGGAAAUAUGUACAACAGAAUCACAAACCUUUACAGAGAAGAGCAAACUAAAGAUGAUGAGGAUGAUGGAGGCAAAGAUAGUUUGUCAGAAAGCCCUGGAUCUGCUACAAAUACUGAGAACACUGAAACCAAAGAUUCAGAAUCUAGUUCACAGUCCAUAUUUUCAGUCAACGGCCUGACAUCAAUGCUUAAGCUUCCUUUUCAGGCAGACACAGAAGUAAAGAGAGAUGAGGAAAAGACAGAAAAGGAAGAACAUCCAGGUAUGGAAGACUUUGAUGAGGAACAAAAUAAUAAUGAGGAUCAAGAAGAAGAAAUGUUGACUGAUAUUGAUGAACAGGACUCAAACCCAACAGACACUGAUGUACUUAGUGUUGUAACUGAUAACUUGGAACAACUAGAUGAAGUAUCGAAUAUGACAAAAUACAGCACAGAUUCACAAAUCCUUGAGAAAAAGUCAGCAGAUAAUUUAACUGACGAAGUUCAAAGUGAAAACAUUGCUGAUUUUUUUGAGGGAAAGGUGGAGCAAGAUAGGAGAGAUGUGCAAAGUGAUGAGGAAAAGACAGGAAAGGAAGAAGAUCCAGGUAAGGAAGACUUUGACGAGGAACAAAAUAAUUACAAGGAUCAAGAAGAAAAAGUGUUGAUUGAUAUUUAUGAACAGCACUCAAACCCAACAGACACUGAUGUACUUAUGGAAACUCAGUCACUGUCUAGUAAAACAACGACUUUAAAAGAUAGCAUUGCAUCUAAUAGCAUUGAACAACUAGAUGUAGAAUCUAAUAUGACAGAUGACAGCAUAGAUUCACAAAUCCUUGGAACCAAGUCAGCAGAUAAUUUAAAUGAAGAUGUUAAACGUGAAAAUGCUGAUUUUUUCGAGGGAAAAGUGGAGCAAGAUACAAGAGAUGUGCAAAGUGAAGAGAAAAAGAAAGGAAAGGAAGAAGAUCCAGGUAAAGAAGACUUUGAUGAGAAACAAAAUAAUUACAAGGAUCAAGAAGAUAAAAUGUCAACUGAUAUUUAUAAGCAGGACUCAAACCCAACAGACACUGACAUACUAAGUGAAAAAACAAUGACUUUAAAAGAUAGCAUUGCAUCUGAUAGCAUUGAACAAAUAGACGUGGAAUCUAAAAUGACAGAAGAUAACAAAGAUUCACAAAUCCUUGAAACCAAGUCAGCAAAUGAUAUAAAUGAAGAAGUUAAAUAUGAAAAUAAUGCUGUUUUAGAAGGAGCUGUAGAGAAAAAUAUGGAAAAGACAGUAAAGGAGGUAAAUUCAGGUAAGGAGGACUUUAUUGAACAACAGAAUGUGAAAGAUGUAGUUAAGCAAGAAUCAACCACAAAGGAUGUUGAAUUAUUUAGUGAAACUCAGGUUCUCUCUGAUGAAACAAUGACCUUAAAAGACAGCGUUGCCUCUGAUGACAUCAGAGAUACAGAUGGCUUUUCUAAAGAAUCUAACGCCCAAAAUGGUGAUGAGGUUAAGUCUGCAAAUACAAACGAUAAAGUUAUUCAGAGCAGGAACAACUUAGCUGAUUCAGCUAAAGACAUUUCAGAAGGCAAGUUGACACAAAGUCUGUCUGAUCAAGGCAAUUUAGACACUAUCAAACAGCAAGAAAAUGAUUCUAAUGAAACUAGCGCAGAUCCUGUAACUGGUGCUAAUACAUCUGAACUGUCAGAGUCAGAUAUUCAAACAGGUACUCAGUUACAUUAUGAAAAAACACAAGAAUCAAAUGUUGCCGAUUUGUACACUGACUCUCAUAUUGAAACUCUCACAACUGGUCAAAGUGUAAAUGCAGAUGUAAAUACAGAACUGAUUAUGGAUGCAUUAUCAGAAUAUAAUAAUGAAAAACAAUUAGCUGAAGGCGAACAAGGUAUAUUGAAAGAAAAUGAGUUAGUUAUAGACAGAAAAGAUGAAUUAGUUGAGGCACAGUUAGAUGAAGAUCUACCAAAAGACAUCACAUUUCAUCAAGAAAAGUUAUCAGAUUCAGAAGCAUAUGCAACGCAAAUGAGCAAUGAACAUAAACUGGACACAAACAUAGAUCCUCUUGAUGAAAGAUCUUCUCCUAAUCAGACUCUUGUGGCAGAUGAAUUAACUGUAACUAGUGAAGAAAAUUUGCAUUCAGAGCUUGAGUCGAAUUCAUCCCUAAAUGUCACUGAUUAUAAGAUGGAUAAUACCAGUGAAUCGCAUCAUGAAUCAUUGGUGAUAGAAAACUCAGGUAUAAGUAUUGUUAAGGAUACUGAUUCAGUAGGUAAAUAUGACGGUGAGGUUGUAGUUCAUGAAGAGCAAGAGGAAUCAGAUACAGUUUCUGAACCUACAGAGAAUUAUUUUGAAAAAAAAGAGAAAGAGGAUGACACACAAAUCACACAUGAAAUUCAGACACAAGAAACACAUACAAAAAGCCCAUCGCUAAACACAUCUGAUGGAUCUGGUGAUUUAGAAGUUGCUGGUCAUGAUCCCAGUUUACCAGAAAAUGCAGACAUUGAUAAUAUUCCUAACGCUGUGUCUGAAGACCCAGAUGGCUAUACAACUUCCACAGAAACAGAACUGACAAAUGAAUUCUUCUCAAAGAAUGACUCAGUUCAGGAUGGCAAUAAUAAUAUCAUGCAUGAUCAAAAUCAAAGUGAGCACAAAGAGGAGAUUGACACAGCAAAUAAUGAGGAUCAUCAAACCAAUUCAGAAAGUGUCACACGAAGGAUGGAAAGUGACACAGGUGCCAUCUGGGAUCAAAGUGAUGAUGGUGACAUGGCAGUGAAGUCAGAAGAUGAAGAAGAACAUAGUGAUGAAGAACAGCCUGGAAACCUUGAAAUUCAAGACAAAAAAACUGUCAAUCAACCUACAGAAACCUCUAAAGAAUAUACAAACUUAUAUCCUCAUCUGAGUGAACAGAAUAUUGAAGACCUUUUAGAUUUAUUUGGAGACCAGAAGUUGUCAUGGCUGGAUUCCAAAAUGGGAAACACUAAUGCAGGUCAAGAUAAUGAUGACCUCGAUGAACUUGGUGACUUUGAACAGCUGUUGGAUUACCAUAUGAAGAUGAACACCAAAUUGGGACAUAUUCAACAAGAUAACGGUUUUCCCAGCAAGGAUAAUGCUAAAGAAUAUCCAGUACUACAAAAACUGUUAACCCUCUUAUCUUCUCUAAGAAAGAAAUAUUCACCAGUGAUAACAGAUAACAGUUUAGAAAGCCCAGGGAUCAACAAAGAUGACUGUGUUCAUGAAGCAUGUCUAGAUGUGAAUAAGAAUUCACAAAUCUCCACAACAGAGGUUGAAAAUAAUCAAGUUACCGAAGACAGAGCUGAUAUAAAUGACUUGGGCAAUCCUCAGAAUGAGCCAGUCUCUGAGGAAAAGGACCUUUCAGCAAACAGAGCUAAUGUGGAGGAUGUUCAGACUGAUGAGCAGGAUAUACAAAAGCAUGAGGAUUGGACAUCUUCUGAAACCAAAAAAAGUACUUUCCAAAACCACGGCCUUAUCUCUGAGGAGCAUGUUGAAUCACAGAAAGGUGAAGGGCAAUUUCAUCAGAUGGCAGUUUUUGUUGAAGUCACAAUUAAUGAAAUUGCAUCUAUAGUGGACAAGGUGAUUUAACUUCUGUGUCUUAGGUUGUGUCUUCGUCCUGAUGAUAUCCGGCCCGGUCCUGACUUAUAUGGACUGCCAUGGGAAGCUGUGGUUUUCACUGGAUUUUUAGGUUUAUUCACACUGCUUCUGUUCAGCUGCAGGUUCAUUCAUUCUAUCAGAAGUCGGUUAUAUGCAAGUAAAGAGAAGCAGAUGGCGCAGAAAGUGGCUGAACUUCUUGAUGAAAAAUGCAAAGUGCUGGAGACAUUCAGUGAGGUUAAACAGAAGUUUGACAAACUAGAGUCCACACUACAGAACAAUGGCAUGUCUGCACAAGCUGCAGAAAAAGACAAUUUAGAGGUGGCGUCACAGAAGCUUGAACAAUCAAAUGCACAGAUGAAAAAGGAAAUAGAGAGGCUGCAAGAUGAGCUAUCCCAACAAAACAAAGCAAGAAAACUGCAAGAGGAUCAGCUUGCUGAACUCGAGCAGAUUUUAAGAAAUUUAGAAGAGGAAUCUAAAGAACGAAAGUCCCAGUUAGAACAGGACAACACAACACUAAAGAUCCAUGAGAUCAACACAGAGCGACUGCAGAAGAACCUGCAGGCGGCCAAAGAAGAGCAUGCAAUGCUGCUCGAGAGUAAAGCACAGCUGGUGCAGGAGGCAGAGGACUGGGGUGAACGUCUCGGUGAGCUGGAGGAGGAGAUGAAAAUGUGUGAAAGAUCACAUACUAGCAUGCUGGAGGACUGCGCUAAUAAAGAUGAUCGCAUCAAGUCACUCACGGAGUGCCUAUUGAAGAUGCGAGAUUGGUAUUCUGAGGACGAGAGCUGCGUUGACGGCAGCACUAAUGCAGCUGGAGCUGAGAAUGGAGACAGUUCAGAUUUCCAUCAGAUGCAAAAAGUACAGAAACUUAUUGAAGCGGCCAAGAUGAGUGCAGACUUGAAGUCCAUGGAGGAGGACAAGAACAGAGUGUUUGCCAAACUCGCAGAUGAAAUUAAAGCCAAAGAAGAUCUCAAAGAGGGGAUCAAACAGCUUGAGGAGCAGAAGGAGGUGUUGGAAUCAGAGAGUGCCAGCUAUGCUAGUGAAAGCCAGAAACUCCAGCAGAAACUCCAGAUCAUGACUGAGAUGUACCAGGAGAAUGAACUCAAACUACACAGGAUGUUGACAGUGGAGGAGAAGGAGCGCUUGCAGAAGGAGGAGAAGCUAAACAAGGCAGGAAAGAAGAUCAGUCUUGCUACAGAGGAGCUCCACACUUACAGACAACGAGCCAGAGACCUAGAGGAAGAACUGGAAAGGACCUCACAGGCCUACAAGAAUCAGUUUGCUUCUCAUGAGAAAAAGGCUCAUGAUAACUGGCUAGCCGCAAGGGCAGCAGACCGAGACCUGGCUGAUGUCAAGAGAGAAAAUGCUCAUCUCCGCCAGAAGCUGACUGAUGCCCAAUUCAAGUUUGAGAUACUUGAAAAGGAUGUACGAGAGGGCAGACCUUUAUUUAGAGGUGAAAGAUCUCCAUAUGGACCCUCUCCUCUCAGCCGACCAUCCUCAGAAACACGGCCCUUCCUGUCCCCUCCUACACUAAUGGACGGACCCCCUCGACUCUCACCGCAGUUUAUGGGUCCAGGCAGAGCAUCCCGUGGCGUGGUAGAGCCCCCUAGUGGUGGGCCAGACUUUGAGCGGAGUGGCCCUCACUCUGAUAGUGGCUCACUGUCUCCCUCCUGGGACAGGGAACGCAGGGGCCCUCCCCCCCAUCCAGGUCACCCUCUCCCAGACCCGGGUUUGCCCUUUAGGAGGCCUCCUCCAGGUCUGUAUCCUAUGGGACCUUUGCCUCCUAGACCUCCACUUCCUCCUGAGCCAUACUUUGGUGAAAAAUCAGAUUCAUCAUUUCUAAGAAACAGCUCAUCCAUCAGUGACAAUGAGAGCAGAGAAGGCCCUCACUCAAUGCCUGGUGACAUGAGAUUGCCCCCUGAUUCAAAUUCAAGAAUGGGGCCUUCUCCUGGCCCCCCAUUAAUGGGAAUGCCCCCACUGAUGGACCCUAGGGACCAACACUUCCCACCCAGGGGCCCUUAUGGACCUCCGGAGUUCUUUCCCCUUCGUGGUCCUGGUGGUCCCCCCAUAGGCAUGCGAGGGCCACCUCCCCCGGGAAUGUUUCCCAGAGCUCCGAUGGUGCUCCCUCAACAUAUGGGCUAUCUGCCACAAAGACCUCUGUCUGACAGCUUCCCCCCGAGACCGCCACCCAGACCCUCCCCACCGGGCAGCGAGCAGCCCCCCAACCAGUCGCCCUCUCCUCAUGAUGUCAUCUGAUCGCUCAUGCGCCUUUCCUCUCCAGCAAACUGUUUCUGACUUCCUGUUGUUGUGCUCAGGGGGUGUUUCCUUUGAUAUGUAACCACAGUCGCCUUGUGGCUAUCUCUUACUUCAGUCUUAGUUGAAAGCGCAAGCAUGGCACAGGGUGAAGCACUUACCACUGGUUAUAAUAUUAUGAGGAAGAAGUUGAUGUCUGUAUUUCAGGUACAGUGUAAGUGUGCAGCCUUUGUGAACCUGUAGGUAAAUUGGAAAAAGUCAAUGAGACUGCCUUUUAAAAGGAUUACAGGUGCUCAGGUUUGUGAUGGUCUUGUACUUUUUUUUUUUUUUUUUUUUUUUUUAAUUGAAGGUAGUUGAUAAAAGGUCCUCAUAUUUGUCAAACUGUAUAUAUAGAAAGUCUAAGUAUAUAUUGUGAAUAAGAUGCUUUUGAAACAAGACUUUAGUAACUUGACAAAUCUAACAACUCAGUCAAAAGAACAGUUCAUGUAGCGUAUAUAUUUAUAGUUUCCUCUAAUAACAACUCAUGCCUUAAAAUAGGUGGUCUGUUGAACUUAUGUACAUUAAUAAUAAAAGAUGUAAUUUGAAAAAUAUUGGAUUUUUUGCUGAGACAGUGCUAAUGCGUGAAAAAAAAAGACCAGUAGAGGUGCACAAAUAAUAAAAUUCUGGUUGAUAAAAGUUUGUUAUGCCUGAUAACUGCAUAAAAUUAACUAAAAUAUUAAACAAAAAUAAAUCAUUUAAGUGCUUCAAAUGAACUGAAAUGAUUCCCUGACAAGCAGAAUUAUGUAUUCAUUCGUUUUAUGCUAUAAUCAAAAUAAAAAUUAUAUAAUCAAAAAUUUCACAACUCUGGUUUAAAAAAAAAAAAAAAAAAAAAAAAAAGUGAGAAAUUACUAUGUUUCCAUUCAGUCUCGUAUUUUGAAGCAUUCAGAGAAAAUAAAAAAAUAAAAAAAUGCACUAUACAUCACAACUGCAUGAAACAGAGACAACAUUGAUUUUUCUAUGCUUUUAUUUUACCGAUUAAAAGAAAAUGCAUUCGUUCAACAUUAAUUCAAAUCAACAUUCGGCUGGUUUACCCAAUAUCUGUCAGUUAAGUUUUUCAAAGAUUUUCAUUCUUUAUCGUGGAACCUCAAGAUCACUUUCUCUCAUUAAAAUCUUCCCACCUGGCAUGUUCACACCUGUGCCAGAGUACUUCCUGUUUGCAGAUGUACAUAUAAAAUCCAAUGCUAUGUGCUCACCGGAGACAAAAAAGUAGACAGAACACACCUGCCCAAAUAUUUAAACAUUUAAGAUGGUAAAACCAUUUUUGCAAAACGACGCUUAUAAACUUUUUUCAAUGUUCAUAAAUAGAACCCGGACAUGUGUUGCAUAAAAGUAUAUACGUUGAUAUAUAUACACAUAUGCACGUUUAUGUUAUCUUAUUUAACUCCCCGUUAAGUUUAUAAGGUAGCAGCGUGGUCUUAGCACUGCUGGUGCCCCAUGAUGGCCACUUCUUUAUUGCAAACUGUCCUGAUUUUAAACAAAUGCACAACAUUCGUACCACUUAUAACUGGGGCCUUCUGGCCAGUCUCAUAGAGACCAUGUCUGUAACCCACGGUCGCCCCUGAAACUGAGUUGGCUUCCGAAGAAUCAAGAUCUUAAAACAAUAAUAAUAACAAUAAUAAGGCCAAGUUUCAUUGCAAGUUAGGUUAUUUCCAUUUGAGUGACAGAAAAAGAAAAGAAAAAUCCAAAAGAAAGAAAAACGAGUAGAGAGCCAUUGGAUCGUAUGCAUUCCUUUUGCAUAGUUUUUGACUUUGCCGUUAACGCAAGCCGACCAGAGAGAGAGAAAGAGAGACCUGCAGUGGAAACUCGGGACGGUUCGUUUUUACCAAAGGCUGGCGUGAGGUUGAUAAUCGGUAAGGUAGCUGUCGUCUCAGAUGGGGUCAUAGCAGCCCUCUUCCUCCUCACUACGAGAUUGUGAAAUGCAUAUAACGUUUAAGAAAGAAAAAAAAGUAAUAAAACUGGGAUCCAACUGAGUUGUAACAACCGACUGGUCGCAUCGAUCGGGAAUAAAAACCUACACUUGCUCGCUCUCAAAUGGCUCAAGAAUUUCAUAGUAGGACCAGUCGAAAGCUGAUUACAGGAUCCCGCCCCUGCCCGAACCGAAACAGAACAGAAUAAAAGAGUAAAAAAAUAAUAAUUUCAUGCAGACAUUUGGCCAUUUUAGUUUGUUUUAGCUCCCCAGUGGAAUGUUCCUAACACGUCUCAUAGCAGCUUAUAGGUCUGAUAGAACCAACCUUGAUUUUCAAUAGUUAAAUUACAUUCACUCUUCACAGUGAAACAGGUGCAUUGUAAGAGAGAUCUGAUGUAUGUUGACCAAAGCCACAGCACAGCUGUGGACCACCAUCCAAGUCCAACCAUUAGUACAUUUAUCUAAUAGUAGUUGUCGUAAUACAAUAGUAGUAGUACAUCUCGGCCCAUCAGCCAUUGGCCCUGCCCUCUGCCAGCAUGCGGGCACUUAAAAAAAAAAAAAACCUUUAAAUUAAUCGUAUCACCAGUAUCUUUGGCAGAUGAUGUGCUGACAGAAGUUAAAUCCAGUGACUUUGUUAAGAAGAUUCUUUGUUAAUGGAAACUUUCAUGGUGAGAGGCCUGAGCUAUUUGACUCUGUUUUGUUUCCUCCACACGUCUAACAGUAACCCUGAGAAUGGCUGUUUCCUGUUCACUGCUGAGGAAGUGGUACGCUUUGUACGGAACACACACCUUCUCUGAUGGAUGCACUUUUUGAAUGUUUACACAACACACUCACACACACACAUAGAGAGAUUGCAAAGAAAACCGAGACGAAAACACUGAUGCUAUGUCUUUGUAACGCUUCGCAGACUUGGUCGACUGGGAACGAACGGUGACGGGGUUUUGAAAUUAAAGCUAUUCUGGGUUUUAGGCACGGUAUGAAUGCUUUAGCAGUUUGUAACGCGUCGUACACUGUCGUUCUCCGCUCAACUCAAGUCGUUCGGCAAAAUCAAUGCACGACGAACAAGCUCCGAAUUAAGAACACACUUAUUGAAAUCAUUUUUUGGUGCUGUACCAAGUAGAACUUUUUGAAA